Molecule: messenger RNA, 2029 nt
Organism: Cuscuta epithymum
Lineage: Eukaryota; Viridiplantae; Streptophyta; Magnoliopsida; Solanales; Convolvulaceae
Source: the annotation of a GenBank genome assembly
CUCACCCCUACAUAUGCCCAUGUUACAUAUGAGAGAAGUCCGGUUCCAUUAAGUAAUAUAUUGUAUGUUUAACAUAUGAAGUAAUUAGCACCUAAAACUAGUGUUGCAGGGUUGAUACUCAGAGCUUUUCAAUCUUUCAUUACUGCUUAUCCAUCUUUCGUCGAUCUCUUCUAGUAUUUGUCUCAGACUCUCACUUAUCCCAGUUCCUUAAUAUUCAUCAUCCUCAGUCAUUUUAUUGAAUUCCAUUUGGAACUUUAGAAAAUCAGAUUUAAUAUCAGCAAGAGAGCUUUGGAGACUUCAGUUCUUGUAGGAGCAAACAGAAGUGUAUUUGUAUUUUCUUUGACUUGAUCCUUAGCACUUUUCUGCCCAACGUCAUGACUCACACCAGAUUCUUUAAGUCCCUCAAUCCUAGAAUUCUUUUUUGACUAAAGACUGCAAAGUAGAGCCUAUGUCUCUCACCGCCUCCGUUGGAUCUUCAGCAGCACCUUGCCCGAUACCGGUGCCUCUUCUUGCAUCUAUUCGAUCUAAAGUCUGCAUAUCUUGGGUAAUGGAGGGAGACAGAACUUGGAUGUAUACACGUAGACUUUCAUUAGAUUUCAAGACUGGUUUGGCUAGUUUCCUCGGCAAAGCUUUUGCUAAAGUUGCCCGUGGGGGUCAAAUUCCUUGCCCAUGCAAAGAAUGUAAAAGUCAUUAUUGGUAUCGUAGAGAUGAAGUGUGGAAUCAUGUGAUCGCGAAGGGAUUUGUAGAAAAUUAUUUGAAGUGGAACUUUCACGGAGAGGGACCUAUGUUUGUUGGUCGUACGAGUAUUGAAAAUGAAAAUGAUACAGUUAUGCCUGGCAACAUCAAUGGCCUCUCGUAACUUGAUAGUAGUAGUCCAUAGUCUACUUUUAUAGGAUUUGUUCCUUUGUGGAGAAGUUGGUAGAAAUUCUAUCCCACCUACUUUGGACUUCUUAUUACUCGGGGGACUUUGAAUCGAUUUUAAAAAGGUAUGUACACUUAAGGUAAAACUCCGGUUUGUAUUGGUGGUUUAGGUGGGGGUGAGGAUACCAGAUGGGUCGUUGAUGGCAUGUGACCAAUGUAUUUGACCCUGUAUUUGCUUGGUUUGGGAAUUCUUCGGAGUACUUCCUCAUCUCUUUAAAGAAUUUAGACGAUUGGAUUGUAAAUGGGUUUUGGUGGUAAUUCUUCUCGAUUUAAAUGAUUUGAAAUGUGGUAGUUUACCCAUAGUUGGGAAUAUAAUUACUUAUGGUUUAAUUUAAGAGUUUUCAACAAUACAGGUUGUUUUGGAAAAUCCGAGUUUUAUUCUAAAAAAUCUGAUUUUUUGAUCUUUUAAAGAGUUGGGGAUUUCUUAAAAAUUUAUGAUAUUAUUAUGUGAAGAUAAAUUACUUUUGAAAUAAAGACGAAGUAAUACAUUUCCGAAAAUCAUACUAUUACUUAGUUUUUGAGUUGGCACUACAAACUAGUACUCACGCGCUAAAAACUACUGUAUAUAUUCAUUACAAACGAGACAAUGAAACUGUACGGGACCGGUUUGGGACAAAAUUGUCCCAAACGGAAUGCGACAAUGCCAUCAAGAUUCUUGCCCACCCCUAGUAAAAAAUCUUCCUGAGUCUUCUUCUAUUGUAACUUUGUAAGACUGUAAGUACGUAGUAUCUUUCAUUUCUAGCUAGGGAAAAGUUCAUAAUGACGCCAUUAUCACAAGCUUAGUAUGUACAGACAUUACAUUGUAUCAACCGAACUGUUAUUGACUAUUUUACCUUUUUUGGUAAAACUGUUGUGGUGGAUUAUCCUGUUUAGGAAUAAGCUGAGAGACAAGCAUAAGGCAAUGUCAGGACUUCAAUUUAUUGCCUGGAAAGCCCUUUCUGCUGAUAUUCUUGGUUGUAAGGGGAUGUGUGAUGUGUACUUCCGAUCCAUAUACGCAUGCUAAUAAAUACAGAGUAUGAGAAUAAUGUGUUUUGUUUUUUUUCUAAUAUUCUUAUUGGCCCCAUUUCAAGAGUAGUCUCUUUUCCACCAUGGUUCUCAUUUAAUAAAC